AAACCCAUCAAAAUGUCCCUCUCCAAACCUUCCCUCCCCCUCAUCAAAACCUCCACCCUCCUCCUAACAGCCUUCACAACCGGCCUCUCCCUCACCUUCUCCACCCUCAUUACCCCCUUGCUGCUUACCUCCCCAACCCCGCUCAUGCUCCAGCAGUGGAAGAAGGUGUUCCUAACCGGUAAAUCCCACAUGCCGCCUUUGUCCAUCCUCUCGGCGAUCGGGUUUUUCUACCUUGCUGCAAAGUCACCUGCUCAUCGAAACCUCUGGACGACAGCUGGAGGUUUGAGCGUGGGGGUUAUUCCUUAUACCUUGGCUCUGAUGAUGGGAACUAAUAACGCGCUGCUGAAGAGAGAGGCGGAUCUGACUGCGAGGGUGAAGACGAGUGGUGCGGUGGUGGUGAGUGAGAGUGAGGAGAAGGGAGCGAAGGAGCUGGUGGAUUGGUGGGGGGUGUUGAAUCUGGGAAGGACGGGGAUGCUGUUGGGGGCUUUGGGGGUCGGGGCUUGGACUUCAUUGCAUUAA
This is a messenger RNA of Podospora anserina S mat+, 519 nucleotides long. RefSeq lists its product as uncharacterized. The transcript has a single exon. NCBI's taxonomy places the organism in Eukaryota, Fungi, Ascomycota, Sordariomycetes, Sordariales, Podosporaceae. The record is from RefSeq and is a predicted model, not a curated record. The annotation marks the transcript as partial.